CUGGCAUCAGAGAAUAUAAAUUCUUCACUAGAGGAGUAUCUUUCAUUGUCGAUUCCUCAGCCUCGGCACAGACAGUAACAUGGGGCGUCUCUUCACUGUGACGUUUGUGACGCUGCUGACACUGGCAUGGACGUCACCUCCACCAGUGAAGUCACCGGUGAAGAAAACCCUGCCGCGGCUCACACCUCAAGGGGCACCAUCACCAAGAAGUAUCAUCUUGGACCGUCUACACGCACCAGCCUUGGGGCCUGAGGAUCCUUUACCACCCCAGGAUGAAGCUGAAGCAAAUGUGAUGUGCCUGGAGUGUGCGAUAGCGUUUGACUUCCUGACGGCGGAGAUGAAGGAGGGAGUAGGUUACGACACGUUGGUAAAGGAAGCCAUCGCCGUCUGCGUCACCGUCACCGGCAUGACCAAAGUCUACUGUGAUGGAUUCAUUCCACUCGUCGCUCCUGCCGUGUACCAUAUACUCAGCACCAACAACAUCUCCGCUAGUGACGCCUGCGGGGAGGUCAUGAGUAGCAUCGGGUGUACGUCCACUAACCCUGAUAGAGAAUGGUCUGUCACCCUUCAAGGCACUAAACCACCCAUUCAACCUAUUGUUCUUCCUAAGGACGAGGAGCGGAGGUUGAAGGUCCUACAACUAGCUGACCCUCAUAUGGAUCCUCUACCAGCCGGGUUCCCUCGCUCACUGCUCUGAACCUGCUGCAGGAAUGACUCUGGUGUACCGGAUACAGAGGAGGAAAAGGCGUGGUACUGGGGAGAUUACCGGCACUGUGGUUCACCUCCCUGGAUGCUGGAGGACAUGUUGGCUCACAUCACCCUCACCCACCCGGACAUAGACUACGUGGUAUGGACGGGAGACGUGGUGCCUCACAAUAUGUGGUCGACCUCUAAGGAGUGGAACCUACGCAUGGUGAGAGAAACAUACGAGAUGGUCCGCAAGUACUUCCCUAACACUCCCAUCUUUCCCGUCGUCGGCAACCACGAGAUGAGCCCUAUUGACCAGUUCCCGAAUCCUAAUGCUGAAGACACGCCUCAGGAUCUAGCGGCUACAUGGCUCUACCAGGGGCUGAUUGAGCAGUGGUCCCAUCUAGUGCCACACCUCGACAACUCCACCGUGAUGAGAGGCGCCUAUUACUCAGUGUUGGUGAAGCCUGGGUUCAGAAUCAUCUCCUUCAACACGAUGUUCGGCUACGCCACCAACCUGUGGCUGGUGGAGAAUUCUCAGGAUCCAGGAGAUGAGCUGGCAUGGCUGGAGGAAGAACUGAACAAGGCAGAGGCAGCGGGUGAACUGGUGCACCUGCUGGGACACGUCCCCCCAGGGUUGAUAUCUACCGAGAGGACCUGGUCACGGGAGUACAACAAGAUCGUCGUCAGGUACGAAAAUAUCAUCCGUGGACAGUUCUACGGUCACACACACUACGACGAGGUAGAGAUCUUCCAUGAUGGUGACAGGCCAGUGAGUGUAGCGUAUAUCUGUCCGAGUCAAACACCUUGGUACUACCUUAAUCCUGCCUAUCGGAUCUAUCAUGUUGACGGCGACCGGGAGAAUACAACUAGGCUUGUGUUGGACCACGAGACGUACAUCAUGAACUUGACAGAGGCGCAGGAGACCGGGCUAGUGAGAUGGUACCAACUAUACAGUGCUAGGGAACAGUACGGUAUGACCUCACUCACACCGGCUGACUGGGAGGACUUGGCUCACCGUAUGGCCGAGGAUAGAGAACUCUUUGACAUGUACUUCAGGAACUAUGUGAGUGCCGGUGACCCGUUCCUGGAGGUGACCUGUGAUGACCUGUGUUACGAGAAGCUACUGUGUGGUAUCGUCACCUCUAAUAGGAAUGAUUUGGAUCAGUGCUUAGCCAUCCUCCAGCGGAAGAGACGGUUGUAGAUGGAUGGUUGUAGGUGGAUGGUUGUAGGUGGAUGGUUGUAGAUGGAUGGUUGUAGACGGAUGGUUGUAGACGGAUGGUUAUAGAUGGAUGGUUGUAGAUGGAUGGUUGUAGACGGAUGGUUAUAGAUGGAUGGUUGUAGUCUGGCUACUUUAAUUUGACCCUUGAAGCAUCGUGAUAAAAGGGCGAUUAUAGUUACCUACCAAAUUUAUCAUAUUCGCCUGUCAUGUCGAAGUGUCACGUAUGGUGUUACUUAGCUCCUCGGGCAGUAACGGAGCAGUCCCCCCUUAUCCACCACCAGCUCCUGCUCCGAGAACUUCCUAGCUGGAGUUGAGGGCUCUCUCUCUCUCUCUCUCUCUCUCUCUCUCUCUCUCUCUCUCUCUCUCUCUCUCAGGCCCUGGGAUGUCUGAGGUCACAGGUAAGAUAAGGGCAUCUCAGGUGUCAUGGCUUCCCUAUAUGCUUCAGGGGAGAGAUUAGGCACCCCUACUACUGUGGUUUGGUUAGGUUAGGUUAGGUUUUAAUCUAACCUAACCUAAAUACGGUGAUUGUGUUUUAGGAUAAUUGCCUCUGUAGGAAAAGUAGGAGUUGUUGUUGGAUGAAGUAUUAUCCUGUAUGGUGAAUCUAAUUAAUGAGCAAUAAUUAUGGUAGAAAUGUAAUCAAGAAAGUAUUUACUAAUUCCUCAGAAGACAAAUAUAAUCUUGCUUCUUAUAAA
Homarus americanus (American lobster) is the source of this 2601-nucleotide messenger RNA. RefSeq names its product sphingomyelin phosphodiesterase-like. Lineage: Eukaryota; Metazoa; Arthropoda; Malacostraca; Decapoda; Nephropidae. Gene Ontology annotation, cellular component: lysosome. Gene Ontology annotation, biological process: ceramide biosynthetic process; sphingomyelin catabolic process. Gene Ontology annotation, molecular function: acid sphingomyelin phosphodiesterase activity. The record is from RefSeq and is a predicted model, not a curated record.